Messenger RNA from Trichoderma gamsii, 3378 nucleotides. RefSeq names its product adenosinetriphosphatase. The record is from RefSeq and is a predicted model, not a curated record. The transcript is spliced from 4 exons. Gene Ontology annotation, cellular component: nucleus; chromatin. NCBI's taxonomy places the organism in Eukaryota, Fungi, Ascomycota, Sordariomycetes, Hypocreales, Hypocreaceae. Gene Ontology annotation, molecular function: ATP binding; ATP hydrolysis activity; DNA binding. Gene Ontology annotation, biological process: nucleosome organization; regulation of transcription by RNA polymerase II. Bases 1 to 3378 code for a protein of 1125 amino acids.
AUGGCUCCGCGACCUCGAUCAAACGGCGUAGACACCGACGCGUCCAUGUCUGACGCUCCAGAGCACCCUAGAGUUGAAGAAAUGGAGGUCGAUGAGACUCCCGACUAUACCGACUCCGAUACCAACCCGAAUACUACAGCUAGCAGCGUGGCCGGCGAACCCCUCACAGACGGAAGGAAGCGACGCACCGAGGCGAAUCAAUUGCGUCGAAGCAUUUUUGGAAAGAAACAUGAUCGCCUUGGUGAAUCAAAGGAAGAUGACACAAUUCGAAGAUUUCGGUACCUUCUCGGUCUUACCGACUUGUUCCGGCACUUCAUCGAGACAAAUCCCGACCCCAAGAUCCGAGAAAUCAUGACCGAGAUUGACCAUCAGAACGCCGAAGCUGCUCGAGCCAAGAAAGGCGCUGGCAGAAAAGGAGGUGCUACAAGCGAGAGACGGCGACGAACUGAAGCCGAGGAAGAUGCCGAGCUCCUGAGCGACGAGAAACAUGGCGGAUCUGCUGAUACUGUGUUCAGAGAGUCACCUUCCUUUGUACAGGGACUUAUGAGAGAUUACCAGGUUGCUGGUCUGAAUUGGCUAAUCUCACUGCAUGAGAACGGUAUUUCGGGCAUCUUGGCUGACGAGAUGGGCUUGGGAAAAACACUACAGACCAUUUCCUUUCUGGGUUAUCUCCGCCACAUCAUGGGCAUUACUGGACCACAUCUUGUGACAGUACCCAAGUCAACGCUUGACAACUGGAAGCGCGAAUUUGCAAGGUGGACCCCAGAAGUCAAUGUGCUUGUGCUGCAGGGUGCCAAGGAUGAGCGUCACGAGCUCAUCAACGAACGCCUCGUCGACGAGAAAUUUGACGUCUGCAUUACUAGUUACGAGAUGGUGUUGAGGGAAAAGUCGCAUCUCAAGAAAUUUGCUUGGGAGUAUAUCAUCAUUGAUGAGGCGCAUCGCAUUAAAAACGAAGAAUCAUCUCUAUCGCAGGUCAUCCGACUGUUCAACUCCCGCAACAGACUUCUCAUUACUGGUACACCUCUGCAAAACAACCUGCACGAGCUCUGGGCUCUGCUCAACUUUCUUCUUCCCGAUGUCUUUGGCGAUGCCGAUGCAUUUGAUCAAUGGUUCUCAGGCCAAGACCAAGACCAGGACAAGGUCGUGCAGCAGUUACAUCGCGUCUUGCGUCCGUUCCUGCUCCGACGUGUCAAGAGUGAUGUCGAAAAGAGUCUCUUGCCAAAGAAGGAAGUCAAUGUAUACUUGGGCAUGUCUGAGAUGCAAGUCAAAUGGUAUCAAAAGAUUUUGGAAAAGGAUAUUGAUGCUGUCAAUGGUGCUGGAGGAAAGAGAGAGUCCAAGACCAGGCUUUUGAACAUUGUGAUGCAGCUGCGAAAGUGCUGUAACCACCCCUACCUCUUUGAGGGCGCUGAGCCAGGUCCCCCUUACACAACUGAUGAACAUUUGAUUUACAAUGCAGGCAAGAUGAAGGUCUUGGACAAGCUGCUAGGACGACUUCAGAAGCAGGGCAGCAGAGUUCUGAUCUUUUCCCAAAUGAGUCGAUUGCUUGAUAUCUUGGAAGAUUAUUGCGUCUUCAGGCAGUACAAGUAUUGCCGUAUUGAUGGUGGAACCGCUCACGAGGACCGAAUUGCUGCCAUCGAUGACUAUAACAAACCUGGAUCAGAAAAAUUUGUCUUUUUGCUGACAACGAGGGCUGGUGGUUUGGGCAUCAACCUGACUACGGCGGACAUAGUCAUUCUCUACGACAGCGAUUGGAAUCCGCAGGCAGAUCUGCAGGCCAUGGAUCGCGCGCAUCGUAUUGGACAGACGAAACAAGUUGUAGUGUACAGAUUCGUCACUGACAAUGCUAUCGAAGAGAAGGUGCUCGAACGUGCAGCCCAGAAAUUGCGACUUGACCAGGUAGUCAUUCAACAGGGCCGUGCUCAGGUUGCAGCCAAGGCCGCUGCAAACAAGGAUGAGCUCUUGAAUAUGAUUCAGCAUGGUGCCGAGAAGGUGUUCCGGUCCAAGGGCCCCACUGAUGAAACGGCAGACAAAGAGAAGGAGUUGAACGAUGAAGAUAUCGAUGAGAUCUUGAAUCGAGGCGAGUCACGUACCAAAGAGCUUAAUGCUCGGUAUGAGAAGCUUGGCAUUGAGGAUCUUCAGAAAUUCACAUCCGAAUCUGCUUACGAGUGGAAUGGAGAAAAUUUCGCCCAGGCCAAGAAGAACAUCGGCAUGAACUGGAUCAAUCCAUCCAAGCGAGAACGCAGAGAGCAGAGCUACUCUAUGGACAAAUACUUUAGACAGGCCAUGUAUCCCAAUCCCAAGGCCGACGCCAAGCCCAAAGCUCCCCGAGCGCCCAAGCAAGUACCGGUCCAUGACUAUCAAUUCUAUCCGCCUCGCUUGCAGGACCUUCAGGAUAGAGAAACGGCCUUUUACCGCAAGGAGAUUGGCUACAAGGUGCCAUUACCAGACGGGGAGGAUGAUAACUUAUCUGAGCGCGAAGCUGAGAGAGCACUCGAGCAGCAAGAGAUUGAUAAUGCGACACCUCUCACGGAAGAAGAGCGAGCGGAGAAGGAGGAGCUCUCCAACCAGGGAUUUGGUCACUGGAACCGCCGAGAUUUUCAACAGUUUGUGAAUGGAUCUGGCAAAUACGGACGAAAUGAUUUCCAGGGCAUUUCCAACGAGAUUGACAGCAAGACGCCAGCGGAAAUUCGUGCCUAUGCCAAGGUGUUUUGGCAGCGGUACACUGAAAUUCAUGACUACCCUAAAUACCUCAAAGUAAUUGAGGAUGGAGAGGAGCGAACGAGGCGCAUCGACCACCAGGGCAAGCUUCUUCGCAAGAAGAUGCAGCAGUAUCGUGUGCCUCUCCAGCAAUUAAAGAUCAAUUACUCGGUGUCUACGACCAACAAAAAGGUCUACACUGAAGAGGAAGACCGUUUCUUACUGGUUCUUCUUGACCGCAACGGAAUCGAUUCUGAGGGUCUCUACGAAAAGAUGCGGGAUGAGAUUCGCGAGUCCCCUUUGUUCCGAUUUGAUUGGUUUUUCUUGAGCCGCACGCCCAUCGAACUGUCGCGACGAUGCAACACAUUGCUUACAACUAUUGUCAAGGAGUUUGAGGAGGGCGCUGGAACCGGCAAAGGUUCAAAUGGCGUCAACGGCAAAUCGAAACGCGAUCUCGAUGACGAAAAUGAUGAGGAUAGCAUUCUGAGCUUGGCUCCGGCAAAGAAGAAGUCUAAGAAUGGCGUCAAGAAUAAGGCUCUUGAUAACGUCAAAUCAAAGUCCAGCAAAGCCAGCUCUGCUUCGCCAUCAAGAGCUUCCAGUGUUGCUUCCAACGCCAACUCAAACGCCGGUGGUUCUACAAAGGGCAAGAAGACUAAGGCGGUAGGUAGAAAGAAGAAAUGA